AAAUUCAACCUUAAAAGCAAAAGAAAGCUGAAUAAUUGUUUAGAAGACCUUUCAAUGUCUUUCUUUUUUGUUCUUAUCAGUUCCGCGCAAAUUUAACGACCAACAAAAGUGCUCAUCGAUUUCUUUUUCCAAUCAGCGUAGAACUAUCUCUGCCAAAUACAAUCUUUAUUUUAGAGCUAAAAACAUCUAUUUCUUCAUUCAGCAGCAGUUUCUUGGCCCGAGAAACCUAUAUUUAUCACAUUGUUUUAUACACCAGUUCAAUUUGUUCAAACAUGUCAGCCUUUGCAAAAAUUCGCAUCGCAAACUUCCUCAACAAAUUAUUUAUUUUGUCAGUUAUUUUGUUAGUCAUAUCUAUAUACAGCUGUUCAGCCAAUGAGUCAGAUAUGGCUGAUCCCUCAAGGUACAUAGCAUCUCCCCAAUUGAGGGACAACUGGAAUUCACUACGAGGAUUCAACAAGAAGAACACAAACUGGAACUCAUUCAGAUCUUUCAAGAGGUCGCCCUCCCAGUGGACCUCACUGCGCAGUUUCAACAAGAGAUCACCUUCUCGUUGGAGUUCGUUCAGAAGUUUCAACAAAAGAGCAGAAGAAGAAACUAGCUUUGAAAAAUGAACCAACAACAAAACAAGGACAUAAAAAGCAGAGCCGACAGCUGAGUCAAGUUGAAAAUAUUGAGAAUAUGUCUAUUUUGAAUUGAUAUUGGUCGUAUUAUGCUGCAAUUUACACCGACUAAACGCG
Symsagittifera roscoffensis is the source of this 737-nucleotide messenger RNA. RefSeq lists its product as uncharacterized. The record is from RefSeq and is a predicted model, not a curated record. The transcript is spliced from 4 exons. The coding region runs from base 273 to 611 and encodes 112 amino acids. NCBI's taxonomy places the organism in Eukaryota, Metazoa, Xenacoelomorpha, Acoela, Convolutidae.